This is a messenger RNA of Exophiala xenobiotica, 6855 nucleotides long. RefSeq lists its product as uncharacterized. Gene Ontology annotation, molecular function: catalytic activity. The record is from RefSeq and is a predicted model, not a curated record. Lineage: Eukaryota; Fungi; Ascomycota; Eurotiomycetes; Chaetothyriales; Herpotrichiellaceae. Gene Ontology annotation, biological process: nucleoside metabolic process. The coding region runs from base 1 to 6171 and encodes 2056 amino acids. The transcript is spliced from 9 exons.
AUGAGCCAGUCAGCUCAGGGUGCAGCCCUGGGCGACACCCUGCGGCGCAAGAACGAUACCCUCAAGAGACUAAGACGAGAGUUAAAAGACAAGCGCCUUGUCAUUGUAGUAGGCGCAGGUGUAUCGCUGAGCGCUACAGCCGAUGAAAAUGGAAACUCGCUGUCGCGUCUGACAUGGACGGGUCUCGUGGGCAAUGGGCUGAACUACCUGGUCGAUGAAGGCUAUGUGGAAGUCAUGAAUCGUCGGGUCCAAUAUGCAUACGAGGCGCUGAAAGAGCCUGCCUUAUCGAGGCUACUAGAUGCGGCGGGUAUCUUGUCCAGUCUCAUGACGGAGCAUCGCCAGUAUUCAACCUGGUUGGACUCCGUCUUCGGCAGCCUCUCCGAUGCAGUCAGACAUCCCGCCAUCCUCGAGACAUUACGGGACUUGCACGAGGCGGGUGCGACGAUCUUGACCACCAACUACGACGAUCUGCUAGAGAAGGCUCUUCGCCUGCCGCGGAUUUCCAGAUCGAGCCAGGAGGAUUUGCUGAAGUUCAAACGAGGAGACUUGGAUGGCGUCCUCCACGUGCAGGGGAGCUACCAUGAUCCACAGGACAUUGUUUUGGACACCACCGAUUACUACAAGGUCGCCCACGCAGACGAAGUGCAGAACAUUCUCCGCACAUUCCUGGAAUAUCGCACAAUUGUGUUCGUCGGAUGUGGCUCAGGUCUGGAAGAUCCCAAUUUUGGAUCUCUGCUGAAGUGGGCAGGCGAGCGACAAUUCAAUAUCCCGAACCGGCAUUGUCUGUUGGUACGCGAUGAUGACCGCCUCAACCACAAUAUGCUAUUGCGCCUAAAGUGCGGACCGCGGUAUGAUGACCUCGCGCCUUUACUCCGUCGAUUGCUUGACGAACCAACGCCCUCAGCCCGCGAAGUGAGCACGAAUGACGCUCCCAGCACCUCCACGGCGCCUCAGAUCAAGACCGCCGCGAGCUCCGCAGGUAUACCACCGAGCCACGGAGCCUAUCAUGUCGCAAUAAUCUGCCCUUUGGAGGUGGAAAUGAGUGCUGUCAGAUACAUGCUCGAUGAAGAACACCCCAGCUUACCUAGCUUGGAUGGUGAUUGCAAUGAAUAUAUUCUCGGGAAGAUGGGCCGCCACAAUGUCGCAAUCGGGUACUUACCAGCAGGCUCGCAGGGCAUCGGUGCUGCAGCCACCGUCGCCACCGAUAUGAGAAGAACAUUCCCUUCUGCAAUACGCCUGCUUGUGGGAAUCGGCGGGGGUAUUCCCGGUCAGAAAAACGAUAUUCGGCUUGGUGAUGUGGUCGUGGGCAUGCCAGAUGGAAACCACGGCGGUGUUUUUGAAUACGAUCUUGGUAAAGAGACGGUCGACGGCUUUAUCCGUAAGGGAUAUCUGUGCCCGCCGCCUACCAAAUGGAGAACUACUGUCGUCAAGAUGAAAUCAGAUCACCGAAUCCAGCCAAACAAGAUCUCUGAAUUCGUGAACAACAUGCUGAGGACGCAUCCAACUCUUCAGGAAUACUCUCGGCCUUCGCCAGAGAAAGAUGUUCUCUUCACUGCAGAUAGCCUCCACGUCCGUGACGAACCGACGUGUGACAAAUGUGAUACGGCCAAGAUCCUCUCUCCGCGAAGCGUAUUAGGUCCAGAAAUAUUCUACGGUACGAUCGCGUCGGGAAAUAGUGUGAUCAAAAGUGCAGAAACCAGGGACAGAAUCAGCCGUGACGCCGGGGGGGCACUGUGCUUUGAGAUGGAAGCAGCUGGUCUGAGCAGUGGCUCUCCUUGCAUUGUCAUCCGAGGCAUUUGUGACUACGCCGACUCCCACAAGAACGACGAAUGGCACCCUUAUGCCGCAGCAGUGGCAGCUGCAUGUGCUAAAGAGCUUUUGACCUACUUUGACCCUUUCGCGGGGAAGCAGGGAAUCCCGAUUUCCGGACCAUGUGCGGAACCACAGACAAGUACCGUGGUAGCCGAAUGCGGACUGUCCCAUACUUCGAAACAGCCCACGACUGACGGCACACAGGCCCAAGCUGCACCUGAGGUGCUUCUAACCAUUGCGCAGGCAUUUGGGAAGCUCGAUGGCGCUUUGCAUCCGGACGAUUAUUAUCUCUUUCGGUCAACAACACUCGAGGACGUCCAAUACGCUGCAAAGAUCAUCGAAUAUGACCAGGAACAGCGCCGUUGUCUCCGAAAUCUCCGCCGCAUUGAGCCGCUAUUCGAGGCUCUUCGUACACUCGCAGCCGCUCUCGAUAGGCUUCGUCGAGGCACUCCUUACGUCUGCUACCUCUGGGCGCCGAUCAAGCUGUUCCUGCAGAUUGCCAACGAAUACAUCGACUGCUUCACCAAAUUAAUUGAAGCCUAUGCCCAGAUUGCGAAGCUUCUACCGCGCAUUGAUGCACUCAGGCUUGCCAUGACCGAUGAAGAAGACUUUCAGCACAUCUUGGCGGACAUCUACUCCGACAUCCUUGAAUUCCACUUGUAUACGUACAAAUUUUUGCGGCGACCGGGUUGGAAACACAUGUUCGAUGCUUCCUGGAGAAGCUUCGACAGACGUUUCCACGCCAUCCUGCAGAACCUAGCAAGGACCCGGGGCCGAACUUGCGCAGGAAGAGGCGGUCUUGACGUUCUCAACGCGAAUGACUGCAGGCGGAAGCUUCUCGAAGACCUUGAGAAACACGAAGCUGAUCGUAGACAAUGGCAAUUUCGCGAUACCAUGGUAUGGCUGGACUUGAAUGGCCAAGAUGGAGAGCAGGUAGACUUGUUCGAGCGCCGUUCCAGCGCCAGAGAGAGCGACACCUGUAAUUGGAUUCUUCAACAUCCAAAGAUCAGCCUUUGGCUUGAUCCAGAGGACCGUCGUCUAUUCUUUUGGCUGCAUGGGAAGCCUGGAUCCGGCAAGACGACGCUAGCUACGUACCUCGUGGAGGAACUUUCCCUCCCACCCGGGGCUCACAUCCUGUACUGCCUUUGUUCUUACGGCUUCGGAAGGUCUGAACGAAACGCUUGCAGUCUUACGUUCAGGGCCCUGAUUGCGCAGCUGCUGAAGAAAGAACCCGACUUUCUUCCGUACAUUUACGAGAAUUAUGUCAAAACCGGGGCUGUCGCCUCCCUUCCGAAAGUGAAAGAGCUCCUAAAAAAUCUAAUUGUGUCAUCCGGGAAGAUAUUUCUCAUCCUGGACGGACUUGACGAAUUCGAAGGUUCUGACCAAAGGCAGGUCCUGACCGAGAUGUCGAACCUGGUGACCCACGAUACAGGCCGAGAUUCGGACCAAACAAAUUUGAAGGUCCUUGUCUGUUCGAGGGAAACACGAGACAUUGCAAGAAGAUUGAGCAAGGCCCCUCAGAUCUCUCUCAGCAACGAGGAGGAGGAGCAGUUCGUACGACGCGACAUCUCCACUUUCACGAAGAAUAGGCUCUCAGAGCUUCGGGAUCGAUUUGAGGACAACGAGGCUAACAAUAUCGGGAACGACAUAGUCCAGAAGGCUAACGGCAUGUUCUUAUGGGUACGUCUGGUUUUGUCGACUGUCCUAGAGCAAGAGAGUGUACAGGACCUGCGGUCAGCCGUCAGGCACCUACCGUCAGGCCUCCCUGGAUUAUACAGGUCAAUACUGGACCGACUUCACUUGCAGUCUGACGAUCAGCAACGGAUUCGAGCACGGUUCAUUCUUAGCUGGCUUUCCUUUGCCUGCCGUCCGCUGAAGACAUGGGAAGUUUGCUGCGCCAUUGUCUUUCACAACGGGGCGGCAAAGCUUAACGACGAAUCAAGACUCGGCAAAGGUAUCUUGGACAUUUGCAAACCUUUAAUCGAGGAGCGCGAAGGAGAGACCAUUGCGUUAGUUCACUUUUCGGCCAGAGAGUUCCUGCUACAUCGAGCAAGCGGCCCAUAUCUCUCACCAUUCGUGGCACAUGCCAACAUCACAACCGCAUGUACCAGAUAUUUACUCACCUGCGCGGAGUUUUUAAAGACCCCACUGUCCCCAGCUGUUCACGGUCAUGUAGUCAAGGGAUUCCACGACAUAUACGCAUAUGUUCAAGAAUUUUGGCCGGAACACCUUCGAAAAUUCACCGAGUCCCUUGUAGAGGUCGAGGAUCGUGGAAUCUCUGUCGAAGUCUUCAGCCAGUUACGCAUCCUCGCAGCGACAUAUGGACGCAUACCCGCGUCCGAGACAAGCUCCGACCGUGAACAAGACCGCCAGUCACCCGCCAUGCCUCCCGCGCCGGCUUUUAGUACGCCGGAUCUACCAAGUCUUCCGCCACUGUUACGACAAUACCUUGAUUUCAGAAAAAUCACGGCGGUGAAAAAGUUAGCCGGACUCACCGCAAGCGCGAACACAGAUGUUGAAUCCGAUCCAACCACCCUAACCGAGACAUAUUCUCGUUUUCGGACUGUAUUCGAAUCUCUACUCAACAGUCCACCUGAAUCCCGAUAUGCAGAAAUGGAGAUCACCGUGACCGACGUGGAGACAUUUCUUCAACGCUACAGGUCCACCGCGUACUGCUGCAGAUGGAGUGGCUGCAUGUGGGCGUCAAUUGGUUUCCGAACCCAAGAGCAGCGCGCCGUUCACGAGGCACUUCACAAGCAACGAUUUCGUUGCACCGACUCGGACUGUGACUUUGCGGUCAGCGGCUUCAACACUCGUGCUUCACUCCGGAAACAUAUCCUAAAAUACCACACAGAAGCGGAGGAGCUGACGUUGAAAGAGUUCCCUGAACUCAGGAACAAGAGUGUCACACUCAACACAGAUGCAACCAAUUCAUCGCCCGCGCCAUCGUCCCCGCUAAGAUCCCCCACUGUACCGCCAUUCGAUGGCUCCUUCGACAAGGAUGGGUCAUUGCCAGAUUGGGCAUUAUUCAACGUGGACAGAAUUGACCCAUCGAUGGGUAGCGGGGAGCUGCCUGAGGUAAUGCCGGUUGUUCUCGCCAACUCAACCCCAAACGACGAGGCUGGGAAGGCGCUCAACGACGCAGUGAAGGCAGUAUGGUCACCUUGGAAUAAACAUGUGCCCCCAAAGAAAGUCACACAGGGGAUUGCCGCUUUUGGUCUGGCGAUAAAAUCUCUUCAUGACUUGUGGAAGCCCAAGAACGACAUCUUACUGGGUGGUCGGCAGGGGCCCCUCGCCUUGAUUCAAUUAGAGAUCGACGUACCUUGGUACCGACGGUUAAUGGAAAAUGCGGUGUUGAACACGCUGACGUAUGGGCAUGCUGCGAUCCUUGAAAGGUUAGGCGAAGACAGGUCUACGCUAGCGACAUUGUACUCGUUCCUGCUGGACAGAUCUACCGAUGGAGACUUCGACGGCCACCUGGCGAAGUGUAUUCUCAAACUUGCGUCCCGAUUCAAGACUCUUGACGAAGAAUCACUCAAGGCAGCAAAAUGGCGCGAAAUCCUGGAAGAGUUUUCCAACUCAGCGACUAACGAGUCAAAGACCCUCUCGUCCGCAAUCCUUGCAAAAGCAGCAGCUGUUACAGCUAAGAAUAAGAUCACAGAGCACAGCGAUCAUACUUUUCACGCCAACACGGACACCUUUGCUCAAAUGGAUGAUGUUCCAGUUUGCGGCCCAUCUCUCGUUGAUAGGCGUAUGGCCCUCGUCGAACGCAGUCGAGAUCCCAAUUUUCGAAAUCGGCCGACGUACACCGAAUUUCGAGAGUUCUUCGAAGCCUCCAAAGGUCCGAAUAGUGAGCCUUAUCAUUCCGGACAUUUGUACCGAACGGUUCGAGAAACCGAGGAGUGGAUGGGGAUAGGUAAAAAGUUGUUCGGAAAAACUAAUGGGCCUCUUCAUGUCCUCGAGCAGUAUCUGAAGUUCGUCGAGGAGCAAAACGACUCUUGCUUCAACCUCGGCGACACUUUUUCACCACCUUUGGAUCCCCCAUCUCGAGAACGAAGCCCUGCUGAAACACAGCAAAGAGGAACCGCAGACAAUGGCCGAGCCCCGGUCUUCUGCAUCUGUCGUCGACACGAAAGCGGCCUCAUGAUUGAAUGUGAAAUAUGUCACGAAUGGUAUCACGCAAAAUGUCUAGGCUUGAAACGGAACAAGGUCAAAGAGACUGAGACGUUUACUUGUCCGAUUUGUGACUGGCGUGUCAGGAUUUGGCGCCUUACAGCCAGACCAAACCUCGAGGUCCUGCAAGACUGGCAAGCCAAGAUACCAGGUCUUCAUUCCGACCUGCAGAAGAAGAAAUACUAGGGCGUAUCAUCGAUACUGCUCAAAAUUUCCGCAACUUUCUUGCUCCGUUUCUCGAGGGCGACCAAUCAUCUCGAGCUAUCGAAAAGGUGCCGGAAAUGCUAUUCUAUCUUCGUAAGUUAGAAGGGGCUGAAGUAUUGUUAGCCUUUGAGACAAACUAUCUUCGACAAGAGCUACAUAAGUGGCAGCCGGUGGCGCCAGAACCACCGCCGAUACUUGACAAGAUCCUGUCUCCUUCCCAACUACGGCCUAGAGGACCAAUGGAUCUAAUGGGUCCUGAGUCUAAGUCCGAGUCUGAUUUCAUCAUUGAGUCUGAUUUCAUCCUUAAGGCUCUAAUACUAGGCUACAAGGGGGAGCACAGGCUUUGAGGAUCUGGAUAUGGAGCUUGCGAACUGGAGAAGGCAACCAUGUCAGAACAGAGACGAUGGCUAUCUCGAAGCCGUCGUCACGCUCGAAGCCGAAAGCUGCAUGACGGAAACUGAGAACCACAAGACGCGGGCGAGGGAUCGAACCACGGGCACGGGCCAGGAUCUUUCGCGUGUGAAGGAAAGGGGACCAUGAUGGACCAUCCGAACGAGACCGCUUCGCAGGUCGGAGUUGGACCUAAUGGCUGUAAUCUUAGGCUCCCAAUCUAGGCUGCAAUUGCACAAACAGCCAAGGACCGUUCUGGAUAUGAUCUAAUGCAAC